Molecule: messenger RNA, 1162 nt
Organism: Alnus glutinosa
Lineage: Eukaryota; Viridiplantae; Streptophyta; Magnoliopsida; Fagales; Betulaceae
Product: E3 ubiquitin-protein ligase MIEL1
Exons: 12
Coding region: 170-973 (267 amino acids)
Biological process (GO): protein ubiquitination; ubiquitin-dependent protein catabolic process
Cellular component (GO): nucleus
Molecular function (GO): ubiquitin protein ligase activity; zinc ion binding
Source: RefSeq, a predicted model, not a curated record
GGGCGGGGUCUCUCAGUGGCUAUACAAUGAUGCCCCUCCUUUCUCUUUAAGGAUUGAGACAAGCGUCAAAAGCCACAAAGAACCUUCCCAAAGUAGGAAACUACCCCCCCUUCGUUGUCUUCGGCCGCCGUCCCUUUGUUCCUUCCUGGCCUUUCUCUCGCCAAUACUCAUGGAAGGCUCAGCGAAUGAACGCAUUGAUUUUGGGAAGAUGGGUUACGGGUGCAAGCAUUACAGAAGGAGAUGCAAGAUUCGAGCUCCCUGCUGUAACGAGAUCUAUCCAUGUCGCCAUUGUCACAACGAGGCCACGAGCAUGAUGAGCAACCCCUGCGAUCGGCAUGAACUCGUUCGAUACGACGUUAAACAAGUUGUUUGUUCAGUAUGUGACACAGAGCAGCCGCUUGCUCAAGUUUGUACAAACUGCGGCGUCAAUAUGGGGGAAUAUUUCUGCAAAGUUUGCAAAUUCUAUGAUGACAAUGUUGAGAAAAAUCAGUUUCAUUGCGUUGAUUGUGGGAUCUGCAGAGUUGGUGGUCGUGAGAACUUCUUUCAUUGCAAAAAGUGUGGGUCUUGCUAUUCAGUUGGUCUGCGUGAUAACCAUUUGUGUGUCGAGAACUCCAUGCGGCACCACUGUCCAAUAUGCUAUGAGUAUCUUUUUGACUCACUUAAAGACACAAUUGUAAUGAAAUGCGGACACACAAUGCAUUGUGAAUGUUACGAAGAGAUGGUAAAGCGUGGCAAAUAUUGCUGUCCCAUAUGCUCAAAGUCAAUAAUAGACAUGUCUCGAACCUGGAAGAGAAUAGAUGAGGAGAUAGCAGCAACCGUCAUGCCUGAGGAUUACCGGUUCAAGAAGGUCUGGAUACUGUGUAAUGAUUGCAAUGAUACUACUGAAGUUUACUUCCACAUAAUUGGGCAGAAAUGCAGCCAUUGCAAGUCAUAUAAUACCCGCUCAAUUGCUCCUCCAGUUCUUCCUCAAUGAUUAGACUAUUGUUACGGGAAUUUUUCCGGCCAGGUAGGCGCAUCGAAAGCUUGCACGCUACCCCGCAUAUUUUACGGAAGGGAUAUUCAAUUGUUUGUUCAAUCAUAUUGAACUAUUGUCCUUAUUGCAUCAUUAUAUUAUGAAAUUCAUGUGUGCCUCAGAAACUCUUCUCAGGUUAUUCUUCAUUGA